Molecule: messenger RNA, 1146 nt
Organism: Raphanus sativus (radish)
Lineage: Eukaryota; Viridiplantae; Streptophyta; Magnoliopsida; Brassicales; Brassicaceae
Product: cytosolic sulfotransferase 1-like
Exons: 1
Coding region: 121-993 (290 amino acids)
Biological process (GO): sulfation
Cellular component (GO): cytoplasm
Molecular function (GO): sulfotransferase activity
Source: RefSeq, a predicted model, not a curated record
AUUAUCUUUGCAUUUGGAGAUAGGCAGUGACCACCUAACAAAACAUCCAGCUAUAAAUUGUGAUAUUUGCAUUUGGAGAAAAUCAUAAAUUUUUUGUAACCACAAAAACUCACAAAAAGAAUGAGCGAGAAGGAGCUCCCCGACCACUUGAGAGAAGACUACUUGAGCGAAGAAACCAAAACAUUAUUCUUUGCACUUCCUUCAACCAAAGAUUUUCUAGGGAAGCUCUACAACUACCAAGGAUGUUGGUACUACCCCAACACUCUCCUAGGAGUCCUGAAUUUCCAGAAAGGUUUCACGCCUCAAGAAACCGAUAUAGUCAUCGCUUCUUUCCCUAAAUCCGGCACCACUUGGCUCAAAGCUCUCACAGUGGCUCUCCUUGAGAGAUCGAAGAACAGUUCUUCUGAUCUUCCUCAUCCUCUUCAAUCCGAUAACCCUCAUGGUUUAGUACCCUUCUUGGAGACCAAUGUGUAUCUCAAUUGCUCAACACCUGACCUGACCAAGUUCUCAUCUCCGAGGCUGUUCUCGACUCACAUGCCGUUACAUACGCUUAAAGUACCCUUCAAGGACUCCCCAUUCAAGAUCGUGUACGUGUGCAGGAACGUGAAGGACGUGUUGGUAUCGCAAUGGUAUUUCAGGUGCGCGUAUCUUCAAACAGAAGUAGACAAAAGCCUUCUCGAGUCUUCGUUAGAUUCAUUAUGCAGUGGAGUUGGCUAUUUUGGUCCCUUUUGGGAAAAUGUAUUAAGCUAUUGGAGAGGUAGCUUGGAAGAUCCCGAGCAUGUUCUCUUCAUGAGGUACGAGGAAAUGAAGUCAGAGCCCGCUGCUCAGGUUAAGAGACUUGCAGAGUUCUUGGGUUGUCCGUUCACAGAGGAAGAAGAAGAGGGCGGAUCUGUGGACAAGAUCUUGGAACUAGGGCUGGGCAAAAAAUCCGAAUCCGAAAAACCAAACCGAACCCGAUCCGAAAAAGUAGCACCGAACCCGAACCGAAAUUGAUUAAGUAUCCGAACGGGUUAAAAAUUUCGGUAUUUAAAGAACCGAAACCGAAUCCGAUCCGAACCGAAAUAUUUUGGGUACCCGAAUGUAUCCGAAAUAAAUUUAUAUACUUAAAUAUAUACAUUAUUUUUAUAUAUAAUGUAUAUUAAAAAU